Molecule: messenger RNA, 2235 nt
Organism: Pararge aegeria (speckled wood butterfly)
Lineage: Eukaryota; Metazoa; Arthropoda; Insecta; Lepidoptera; Nymphalidae
Product: serine-rich adhesin for platelets-like
Exons: 1
Coding region: 51-2054 (667 amino acids)
Source: RefSeq, a predicted model, not a curated record
UAAAACUCGGACCGGUUCGAGUGCGGACGCGUAUCGAAAACCCCGUCAUAAUGGCCGGCAAGGUUCUGCUGUGCCUCGUGUUAUUGUGCGUUGUAGUGGACUAUUCACAAUGCAAAGGAUUUGGAAGAUCACGUUCGUCUGGAUCCAGCAGGGGCUGGGGAUCGAGUUCUGCUAGUAAGCCCAGUUCUAGUUGGUUUAGUUCCGGAAGCAGUAAACCGUCUCAAAGUUCUUCUAGUUGGUUCAGUUCCGGAAGCAGUAAACCAUCUCAAAGCUCUUCUAGUUGGUUCAGUUCUGGAAGCAGUAAACCGUCUCAAAGCUCGUCUAGUUGGUUUGGUUCCGGAAGCAGUGCACCUAAAUACCCUUCAUCGAAUUCUGGACUGUCUGGUUAUGGCAGCAGUGCUCCUAAAUACCCUUCGUCACUUUCUGGACUGUCUGGUUUCGGCAGCAGUGCUCCUAAAUACCCUACGUCACUCUCUGGAUUGUCUGGGUUCGGCAGUAGUGCUCCUAAAUACCCUUCAUCAAACUCUGGACUGUCUGGAUUUGGCAGUAGUGCUCCUAAAUACCCUUCAUCAAACUCUGGACUGUCUGGUUUUGGCAGUAGUGCUCCUAAAUACCCUUCAUCAAACUCUGGACUGUCUGGAUUUGGCAGUAGUGCUCCUAAAUACCCUUCAUCAAACUCUGGACUGUCUGGUUUUGGCAGUAGUGCUCCUAAAUACCCUUCAUCAAACUCUGGACUGUCUGGUUCCGGUAGCAGUGCUCCUAAAUACCCUUCAUCGUCCUCUGAUCAUUUUGGAUUCGGAAGUAGUGGAUCGGGAAGCAAAUAUCCAUCAUCAACAGGCUUAUCAGGAUCAGGAAGCAAAUACCCACCUUCAACUGGCAUGUCAGGUUCUGGGAUUCAGAAACAGAAUUAUUAUCCUACUUCUUCCAAUACACAUCAUUCAAGCAAUACCUUUAAUACAAAUAAUGGAUAUGGAUCAGGACACAAUAAUUACGGUACGCAUAACUAUGGGCAUGGAAGUGUACCGCAUAGGCCAAGCCAAGGAUUUUUUAGCACACCAACAUAUUAUACUGCGCCACAGCAUGUCUAUAUAAACGAAUACCGGAAUUCGGGCAGCCGAUACGGAGACCUUUUGACUGGCUUAGCAUUAUAUAACAUGGGCCGCUCUCACAGCUAUCAUAAUCAUUAUUACUAUAAUGAUGAUUAUUACAGGCGGAGGUAUAACACGCCUGGAUCUACUUCGUAUGAUACACCGAAAGAUGAAGCUACCUGUAGUUUAAGGAUUAAAGAAGAUAAUAAAGUUGAAGUUCUUAAAAUACCAUGUGAGAUAGUAUCGACUUUUACCGAAGGCAGCAAAAAAGUGGCACCAGAAACAUUCUCUCAAACAGUAUGUGUAUCGAAUUAUACUGUGAUUAAUAAAACGCUUCCUGCUACAACAACAACUGUACCUGUAAAUAUAACUGUACCCAAUAAUGUUUCGAUCGCUACUUCAUCAGUGGAUUCGAAACUAGAAAACAGUUCCACUUUAGUGACAAAUCAGACGGAUUCCAAAGUCAACGCAACAUCUACGCUGUCCAAUGUUACAUCUUUAUUGAACACCACCACAUCCACUACUGAAAGUAACUUGUCAAAUAUUAGUUUCACUUUAUCAAAUGUUAACGUUUCUACUACUUUAUCUACUCCCUUAGGAAAUGAAACCACUAAUAUUACGACUUCGACUACUGUAAAACCUAUAAGUGUUACUACGAACUCGACAUCAUUUACAAUGACAACAACUAAUAUAACAGUAUUGAAUGCUACAAAUUGUACUGUGAGAACUGAUCCCUUAGCAAUAAAAGGGCCACCUGUGAAUGCUUCGAAAAUAGAGUGUGAAGUGGACAUUGUUACCAAAGAUUUACAUGUAUUGAGAAGUAAAGUCGAUUGCAGCACUUUGUUACAAUAUGCAAAAAUGCCAGAACCUAAAAAAGAAAAAAGUGUUAUUUUACCUUCAAGAAGUAAAUUAAAAUCUUGGCUUUCUAACCCACCUUGGUGGAUGUCAUUGUUUAUAGCGGUUUAAAAUACAAUAUAUGUAUAUAUAUGUUAUACCUAGCUAAUCUGUGCAUUUAUUAUGUCCUAAAAAGUUAGAUUUACUUUGUGUUAUUUAUAAGUGCUUUUUUAAUUUAAAAUAGAGAUUAGUAGUAGAUAAGCGAUAAGUGUGUAUUUGCCUUAAAUGUUAAAUUAAAUACCUACCUAGAAUA